Vitrella brassicaformis is the source of this 1720-nucleotide messenger RNA. The record is from the annotation of a GenBank genome assembly. NCBI's taxonomy places the organism in Eukaryota, Vitrellaceae.
AUCAAUGGUGUAGUGGUCCCACGCACGCCACUCAAAGAUCACAGUGCCCUUCCUGAGAGCACUCACACAGACAGACAGACAGACAGACAGAAGCAGGCAGGUCUGUGCUCAUGGGGCCGGCCGGGCUGGGAGUGUGUUUGGACGGACGGACGGACCUAUCGGUUUCGGUGACGGCUGCUACCUGCAGCGGCACUUGGUGGCCUUUGUGCCAGACAAUCUCGCGAAGCUUGUGCAGAAAGAGAGACCCGCCUGACGCACACACAGAUUGAUUAAGUAUGCAUGGGAAGAGCGCAUCGCACUCGCACACCUCCCCACACCACACCACACCACACGCGACAGCAACCGCCACGCCCUCACCUGAAGCAAGCUUUUUGAAGUCAUGCGCUGAGAGAAACAACGAAGAGCAGCCCAUCGAUCCAUCCAUCCACCCACCCACCCACUCAUCGUUGUGUGGUGGGGUGGGGUGGGGUGGGGUGUGGCCUCACUCACAGUCGGCUGUGUAUCCGUGCGGUGCGGUGUUCUUGCGGACGAAUCUGUAGCUCUUGUCGACCUCCGACAGGCCGAAGACCAUGUGGCCAUUGGCGUUGAUGUCGAAGUUGGCCCGCCCCGCCAUGGAGAUGUUGUCCUUGAGCCGCAGGUGGAAGACCAUGUCGCCCCGGUUGUCCAGGACCAGGAGGUAGGGAGUCCACAUCUUGCUCUUCUCGAUCACCUGGGACUUCUUGUUGGAAGCCAGAAUAUACCCAUCGCUCACCUUGCCCGCCUUGGGCGGCACCGACAGCCGCACCCGGGGCAGUUUGUGCUCGAAGGGCAGCGUCUUGUAGCCGCUCCGCAGGUAGUGCGCCAGCUGGAAGGUCUUCAUCUCGUGCAGCCCGUCGUGGAACCGGGGCGAUGCCUUCAUCGCCGUCGCGUUCUCACCACCAUCGAUGACAGGAUAGUCUUCGGUGAGCGCGUGUGCGCUGUAGUGGCUGUUGAAGUCCAGGGGCGAUACGGGUCCGUCCCACGAGUGGUCGUAGCCGAAGGUGUCGUCAAAGUAGAAGGACCGCUCGUUGAUGAUCUGUAUGCCGGCCGCCCUGCCAAAGUCCUGCAGCCGCUUGGAGCUGUCGUCACGCGUCAGAAACCGCUGGUCGCCCACAUUCCAGCUGUGCAGCGCCUUGCCAGACACACGGAACGACCAACUCAGCCCGCCCAGCGGCUUGCCGGCCACCGUCCGCAGCCCCUUCUUGACGGUCACCUUGACCCGCUCCCCCGGCUUGAAGGGCCGCACCAGCUUGAGCACGAUGGUGCGCCGGUCCUCGGCAAGCACGACUCUCCCCUUGCCCUUGCCGAGCUUGGAGCCGCUCUUCUCGCCCACGGCCUGAAUCUUGCCGACGACGCUGUCCGGCCUGAUAUGGUCGCCGUGGCGCACACCAAUCGACGUGAAGGGCGACACGUACACGGCAUCAGGCCGCGGGUGCACAUAGUUGAAGGCGCCGAAGCGCAAGGGGCCGGGGCUUUCGGUUCUGCCGAGGGUGGGGAAAGGGAAGGUGUGAUUGUGGGGCUGUUUGUGGAGGGACUGGCGGAAAGGUUUGCCCGGAGCGGCGCUGGCCAGGUAAGGAGAGAGGGUCAAGAGGAAGGAGAGAAGCCCGGCGAGAAGGCGGCAGCAGUAAGAAAAGAGCGGGGGUGGAAAGGUCAUGGCUGGACUGUUAUUUCUUCCUCGGCGGUGGUGAAUGUGUCAACUCGG